Molecule: messenger RNA, 480 nt
Organism: Caenorhabditis bovis
Lineage: Eukaryota; Metazoa; Nematoda; Chromadorea; Rhabditida; Rhabditidae
Source: the annotation of a GenBank genome assembly
AUGUUUUCGGAGCACAAGAAGAAAACCAAUGAUAAGAAAGAAAAAGGUGAGGGGAACCUCAAAUUUGACGAGCUAGAAGCGAAAACGAAGAAGAUGAAGAUAGGAGAAGAUGGAAAAAAGGAAAAAAAAUAUCAUUCCACCGACGAGCUUCCUUUAGAAAAGAAGCGCUCGAUCAAAAAGUCGGACCAGAAGCCUUCGACGACUUCAUUGAAAGGAGAUGAGUCAAGUUCUAGUAAACCCAUUGAAAAAAUGGGAUUUGGCAUUUUCGAGGCGGCUACAAUGAUGCGGAAUAUUGUUGACAUAACAACUGAUAGUACCACUACGAAUCCACUCAAUAGAACAAAACAACUUAAAAGCAAGAACAGCAAGACAUCCCUUGGACCGCUGACUUCUGGACCAUUUGCGCAGAUGAAAGAGGCGCAGGAGAUGAAGAAAAAGAAGCAAAGCUUUGAUCAAGAUGACGAGGACACCUCCGAUUGA